AUGGUCACCAAUAUUGAUCCAAUCGUCGACUCAAAUCCAAUCCCGAGAAUGCAAAUUUUAGAAGCUCCCGCAUACAUGCCCCAAGUAACUACGGUGGCAAGAAAUAGGAACGUAGUGACACCUCUUGGUCCAGAAGCUCAACCCAUAGGGAACGUGGAAGUAUCUAUGACCGAAGAACAAGAAAUAGAGCAAUUCGAGGCUUUCAAGAAAUAUAAGGUUAAGAAAAAGCGACAAGCAGAAAAAGUAAAACAAAAACACAUACCAAGAAGGAUUGGGAUCGUGUGUCCGUACAUAUGUAUGAUUCCAGUGAUUCCAAAAGUAAAGUGGUGA
Lactuca virosa is the source of this 330-nucleotide messenger RNA. Lineage: Eukaryota; Viridiplantae; Streptophyta; Magnoliopsida; Asterales; Asteraceae. The record is from the annotation of a GenBank genome assembly.